GGGCGUCCUUGCGCAAUAAGGAUAGCGGGUAAAUCAGGAGUGAGCGACCGAAGACUCUUCAGGUAAGUGAUAUGGCUCUUGCAGGCGAUCUACAACACGCAGCUGCUCAUUGGAUCUCCACCCUGCAUGAUGGUCGGCACCGGCUGCUACAGAUGGUGGCUGCUCUCUCUUCGCCGGCGCCGGAAUUGAUGGAGGUUGUUGGGGGAGCAACCUCCCUGAUCCGCUGGGUGGAGAGUACCAUGGAGCUCAUGUUGGAGGUGGUCUGGGGUUUAGAGCAGGGACCCGAUCCUAUGCUUGAUCUCCUCCUCGAUCACCGCCAGAUGGACGAUCUUAUAAGCCAGUGCUAUGAGCUGUUAGAUGAGGGGCAGGUUCAGGGGACUGCCCUGGUCAAUUGCUUGGGUGGGGCGCUGCCAGUGAGCAUGGCUGCUCCUGAUCAGCUUCUUGUCAUCCACUCAGGAAAGGCAGCGCAGGGAGCAGCGCUGGUGGAGAGCUUGGGCGGAGAACUGUCAGUCAACUCAGCGGCAUAUGGGCAGUCUCCUAUCACUCAAUCUGUGACGACAUCUACAACAGGAUCACAUAUUUUCACUACUAUACCGACUACAACAUCUAUAUCUACGACGACUGCUCCUGUGUGCAGUACGGAGAUUUCAAACGAAUUGGGAGCUUUUUCUAUGCACAUGGUUGCCCCGGCAUGUACGCUCAUCAAUCAAUCAUCAAGUUCAUUAACAUUCAAUAAGAUGACGGACGCUCCUGUGGGCAUCAACGAGAUAUCAAAUAAUUUGGGCGCUGUCUCUCUUCAAACGAGUGCUCCGGCGUGCAUCACGACGCCAUCUAGUGAAACGGGGGGAUUUUGCAAUCACGCAUCGAGCUCACCGUCAACAGUAUCGGUGAUACCUCCUGCGGCAGGUGAGCUGUUGAUAGUUUUGCAGAAGGCACCACUGACACUGCCUCCAUCACCUUCAUCAAUUGCGUCUGUUGUCGCAACACUUGUCAUGGAGGCUUUUCACGAUUUGGGGUGUUCUUCUCCAAUUAGGGAGACUACUGGUUACCUUCCAUCGGGCAAGCUGGCCAUGCGUACUGUUACACCUUGGUCAUCAUCAUCUCGAGUUUGACUUGGUUUAAUGAUCCGUAGGCAUAGAAUAAAAUCUUUCCAAUUAC
Messenger RNA from Chara braunii, 1158 nucleotides. The record is from the annotation of a GenBank genome assembly. NCBI's taxonomy places the organism in Eukaryota, Viridiplantae, Streptophyta, Charophyceae, Charales, Characeae.